Messenger RNA from Branchiostoma floridae (Florida lancelet), 1107 nucleotides. RefSeq lists its product as uncharacterized. Lineage: Eukaryota; Metazoa; Chordata; Leptocardii; Amphioxiformes; Branchiostomatidae. Bases 276 to 1079 code for a protein of 267 amino acids. The record is from RefSeq and is a predicted model, not a curated record. The transcript has 4 exons.
CACCGGUAUUCCUCAGGUUAUUCCCUGGUAUCCCAGUACAGGAAAAUGAACUCUAGUAACAUCUCCGUGGCUCCUCCUGGAUAACUAUAUAUGGUAAUAUGGGGGUGGCUAUGCAAUGCCAGGAGACCAUCGGUACGUGUCCCCAGCAGGGCCUUGGAGCAAGGUGAUUGACAGCCUGCGCCCCCAGGCUAAUAGAGUGACCUCGCUUCCUGGCUGAAGGAAAUAAUUUGACCCCACAUGUGAGAAUCUUUCCUUGUGAACCCACGUGUGUUAGCAUGGCUUUCCCAUUUGGUGAUGAUUUUUUGAACGACAAAGACUUCGGGAAGAUUUUAAAGAAAAAAAGAAGACAGCCACCAAAGCUGUGGAGAGUUCAGGAUGUGGUGGGGGAAGAGGACAGAGAAGGCCAGCUUUGGGUGAAAGUCAAAUGGGCAGGGAAAUGGCCUAGUCAACAGUACUCCUGGGUCCCUCUCCAGGAAAACCCAGAGUUGGAGGCCUACCUCCAUCAUUACAGGGAGGCCACUACUCUGGGUAGGGGAGGGGCCCAAGAAGCUGAAGACAUCCAGCUUCAGUACUUGAGGACGGCCAUCGACACCUCCUUGGGCAAAGGGACUCACAAGGCUGGCCAGUACGCCAGCGCGGCCAGUCUGACCCUCCCAUUUCCAAGGAAAGAAUUCGACAAGCACUUUCGCCCACUGAAGAUUGUGGGAUGGCAGGCAGGGGUCUCUGGGCAACCAGAGACUUUCUCCUGCCUUCCACAAGAGCUCACCCCACUGCUUGGCAGAGGAUGGCAUCGGAAACCUCUGAAGUCAUCCUCUGCCAUCCGCAUCAAAAGAGUAGGUGUCACCUGGCACUACAAGCCAGUGGUCAGGUAUGACCACACUGGCUGUGCCAGGUGCACCUACAAGGGGCCAGAGAAGAACAGGCCACCUAAAUGCUCACCAAAGGAAACACAGCACAUUGAUGAGGGGUGGCUCUCAAUGGUGCUCUCAAGAGAGCUGAUCAACACCCUCCACCCAAAAAGGUACACUAUUCACUUUUUAUGGCGUUUUGAGGAACCUGCUAGUCCCUUAUUACUUUGACUUUAUUCAGAUUGUUACCAGAACAAUA